Bombyx mandarina (wild silkworm) is the source of this 1560-nucleotide messenger RNA. RefSeq names its product ACAT-related protein required for viability 1 (gene Arv1). NCBI's taxonomy places the organism in Eukaryota, Metazoa, Arthropoda, Insecta, Lepidoptera, Bombycidae. Gene Ontology annotation, cellular component: cortical endoplasmic reticulum; Golgi apparatus. Gene Ontology annotation, biological process: intracellular sterol transport; regulation of plasma membrane sterol distribution; sterol metabolic process. The record is from RefSeq and is a predicted model, not a curated record.
AUGGUUGGUAAGCCAUACAAAUGUGUGAACUGUGGAGUGGAAGCUUCAGCUCUAUACAGAACUUACGGCACUGUUAUUAAAUUAACGAAAUGUGAAAACUGCAAAGGCUUUGUUGAUAAAUAUAUUGAAUAUGACCCUGUUAUUGUCAUGAUAGAUCUAAUAUUAAUAUCCAAAGAAGCACAGAGACAUGUUUUAUAUAAUACUGAUUUUAAGUCAUUCUGGAAGCUCCUUAUUACACUAAUGAUGUUGGAGACAUAUGGAGUUUGGAAAAGUGACAGUUUAUUCAACAUAGCCAUUAAUUCAAUGUGCGGAAUAGCAGGCAACAAUACUAUUAAUAUUACGAAUUUACAUGUAUAUAUUGCAACACCAGAGUUAUCGAAAAACAAUUGCAUGGCAUGGACUCAUGAUAACAGAGACGAUAAUAAUGAUUUAUUUAUAUGGGAGAAGGAUUUCUACAUUCAGUUCAUGUCUACGUUAGCCGGCAUAUUCGUUUUCGUGGCGACGACACAGUUACUGAUGACGUCAUUCAAGCUUGUAAUGUCACAAAGCGAAGUACCAAUACUGAGGUGUCUGAAGGCGUUCUCGUUGGCGGACGUGAGCAUAUUGUUCACGCUGCCGAUGCUGGUGUGGGGCACAGACACGUCGCUGGAGACCAGACUGGUGCACUACGGACUCGUCCUCUCUUACAGUUUCGUGGUCUUCACUAACGUCUUCACAGUUUUAUACGAAUGCCCCGUGUUUGUCGCCGCACUAACUGUAGUGGCGGGCUACAUGGCUAAAUACACUACAAGCUAUCACACAACGCCCUUACUAAGGAUUUAUAUAACAUAAAAUAAACAAUAAUACAGUAUCACAGAGUAUCUUUAUUUCAAAAAUAUAGUAACAUUUAUUUCACUUGUAAAUGUCUGAUAGAUUUUGAAACAAACAGAUAACCUACACUUUGUCAGUUUGCAAACGAAAUCGGCUACGUUACGUCAGUGUUUUGACAUAUUUCAAUAAUAUUCUUACACCUAAUUUAAAAUAUCAGAAUUAUAAAUAAAAAAGAAACUCGAAACAUUAAUAUGCCAGUUUGACAAGUAGGUAAAUAAAUUAUGAGAUAUCGAUUUUAUAUAGGCAAUUAUUUUCUCUGUAAUUUAUCACCUUAACAACAGCUCUAUGUUUUAUUAAAACUCAGACGGAGAAACACUGACGUAAAGGAACUUUUAAACUAUUAUUAGUAACAUUAAUUUAUUUUAUCGGCUACAAGAGUUCAUGUUCGCAAAAAGAUAGUGAACACCGACGAAUACCCUUCCUACAGACUUCAGAAAAUAUUAAUAUGGUGGUGCAAGGUUCAUCUGCAGUGGUUAGUUCUGAGAUACACGUGAAAGAUCACAAAUGGUCAACUAAGUCUAGUAACUACAACAAUAUUUAUGAUAAAAUCAUUGAUAAAAUACACAUAACUUAAUAACAUGAAUAUACGAAAAGCUAUAUGUAUGUAACUACGGAGAUAUUUGUAGAUUAAUGUAGUCCGCAAUAUCAUUUCACAUCAUUUUAUUUAAUCUAACAAGGUAUGUUCAUUCU